Messenger RNA from Fusarium poae, 1401 nucleotides. RefSeq lists its product as uncharacterized. The transcript is spliced from 5 exons. Gene Ontology annotation, molecular function: secondary active monocarboxylate transmembrane transporter activity. The record is from RefSeq and is a predicted model, not a curated record. Gene Ontology annotation, biological process: plasma membrane lactate transport. Gene Ontology annotation, cellular component: plasma membrane. The coding region runs from base 1 to 1401 and encodes 466 amino acids. Lineage: Eukaryota; Fungi; Ascomycota; Sordariomycetes; Hypocreales; Nectriaceae.
AUGACUCAAGACGAGUACAAUACUCGAGCGCCACAUGAGGGCAUGUCGCCUGGUCGAUAUAUUGCAACGCGCUUUUCGUCGCUCAAACCUCCCAUGCACAACGUGCCGAAUCCCAUCAAACUGCUGCGCAUGCUCAACUCACAGCAAUGGGCGUUCUUCUUUAUUGCUUUUGCUGCUUGGACGUGGGAUGCCUAUGAUUUUUUCUCAGUUAGUCUCACCGUCACAGAUCUCGCUGAAACCUUUGACAAAACGAAAACCGAUAUCACAUGGGGAAUCACCCUAGUCCUCAUGUUUCGAUCCAUCGGUUCCAUCGCCUUUGGUUUAGCAGCUGAUCGGUAUGGAAGAAAGUGGCCCUUCGUUGUUAACAACCUUCUCUUUAUCGUACUUGAGCUUGGGACUGGGUUUUGUCAAACCUAUCAACAAUUUUUGGCUUGCAGGGCAUUAUUUGGAGUUGCCAUGGGAGGUCUCUAUGGUAAUGUCGCUGCUACAGCCCUCGAAGACAUCCCAGAGGAAGCUAGAGGUUUAAUAUCAGGAAUGCUCCAACAAGGAUAUGCCUUUGGAUAUCUUCUGUGCACCGCUUUUGCACGAGGCCUCGUCGAUACAACUUCUCACGGUUGGCGUCCUCUCUUUUGGUUCGGGGCUUGCCCACCAGUUUUGUUCAUCGUCUGGCGCCUCAUGCUCCCCGAGACACAGGCCUACCAAGAGCGCCAGCGUCUGAGGGAAGAAGCCAGUGCAGACGGAAAGGGCAAAGUAUUUAUCAAAGAGGGAAAGGUUGCCCUCAAGCACCACUGGCUACUCCUUAUCUAUCUCGUCCUUCUCAUGGCUGGCUUCAACUUUAUGAGUCACGGUAGCCAAGACUUGUAUCCCACCAUGCUGGAGAACCAGCUCAGCUUCUCCAAGAACAAAGUCACCGUUACCCAAGUCGUGGCGAAUUUGGGAGCCAUGACUGGUGGUACUGUUGUCGGUUUCUUGAGUCAUGUGCAAGGAGCCUGGGGUGUGAUUCCUAUUCACUUGAUGGAAUUGUCUCCUGGUGCAUUCCGGACCUUUGUUGUUGGAACUUCAUAUCAGCUGGGCAACUUAGUGUCGUCAGCCUCUUCGACUAUUGAGGCCCGUAUCGGCGAACGUUUUCCUCUUCCUGACAAUGCUGAGGGCCAGAGUCGAUACGAUUACGGGAAGGUCAUUUGUAUCUUCAUGGCGUGCGUUUACGGAUACGUAGUUGUACUCACGUUUGGAGGUCCAGAGAACUUGGGGGGCAAGUUUGAUAUUGCUCACGACCUUGAUGCGAGGGAGAUCAUGGGUAGACCCAUGGAUGCAGACCAGUAUCGUAGAUCGGGAGAUGAAGAGAAGAACUUCAAGAGGGAUAGCACUGAGAAGCCUGAAGUUGCACAUGUACGGGAUUAG